Molecule: messenger RNA, 1167 nt
Organism: Protobothrops mucrosquamatus (brown spotted pit viper)
Lineage: Eukaryota; Metazoa; Chordata; Lepidosauria; Squamata; Viperidae
Gene: ABCB8
Product: ATP binding cassette subfamily B member 8
Exons: 10
Biological process (GO): transmembrane transport
Cellular component (GO): membrane
Molecular function (GO): ATP binding; ATP hydrolysis activity; ABC-type transporter activity
Source: RefSeq, a predicted model, not a curated record
GUGUCCAAGGCCACGGCUGUGGCCGACGAGGCCUUGGGGAACGUCCGGACGGUGCGGGCCUUUGCCAUGGAACCCAAAGAGAUCCAAGAAUAUGCAGCUGAAGUGGACACUUCCUGCCGUCUCAACAUGAACCUGGGGCUGGGCAUUGCCUUCUUCCAGGGACUCUCCAACAUGGCCCUGAACUGUAUUGUGCUUGGCACCAUCUUUGUCGGUGGCUCCCUCAUGGCCGGACAGGAGAUGACGCCCGGGGACCUCAUGUCCUUCUUGGUCUCCUCCCAGACCGUACAGCGGUCCAUGGCCAGCAUGUCGGUGCUCUUUGGACAGGUUUUACGGGGCAUGAGCGCCGGGGCCCGCGUGUUUGAAUUCAUGAACCUGUCGCCGGAGACGCCCCUGUGCGAGAGACAGAUGCUCACCUGCAGCAUGCUGAACGGGCACCUUGAAUUCCGGGAUGUGACUUUCAGUUAUCCCACCCGGCCGGGCUACAGAGUCUUGGAGAACUUCAACCUCUCCAUCCCUGCCAACAAGACGGUGGCCAUCGUGGGACAGUCCGGCGGCGGGAAAUCCACCGUGGCGGCCCUGAUGGAGCGCUUCUACGAACCCACCAAGGGCGCCAUCUUCCUGGACGGGCGGGACAUUUGCACCCUGGAUGCCUCCUGGCUCCGGGGAGACGUCAUCGGCUUCAUUAACCAGGAGCCGGUGCUGUUCAGCACCACCAUCAUGGAGAACAUCCGCUUUGGCAAGCCCUGCGCCUCCGAUUCGGAGAUUUACGCAGCUGCCCGGCUGGCCAACGCCGACGAGUUUAUCCGCAGCUUCCCGGAUGGAUACAACACAACUGUGGGGGAGCGUGGCGUGACUCUGUCGGCGGGGCAGAAGCAGCGGGUGGCCAUCGCCCGGGCCCUGAUCAAGAACCCCAAAGUGCUGAUCCUGGACGAGGCCACCAGUGCCCUGGACGCCGAGUCGGAGCACGUGGUCCAAGAGGCCCUGAACCGGGCCGUGGCCGGCCGGACCGUGUUGGUGAUCGCCCACCGGCUCAGCACGGUCAAGGAGGCCUCCCUCAUCGUGGUUCUGUCCAAGGGCCGGGUGGCCGAGGCCGGGACCCACUCGGAGCUCUUACGGAAGGGCGGCAUCUACGCCGAGCUUUUCCGCCGCCAGGCCAAGGACAUCUGA